CAACCCUCCAGUUCCCACCAGCAUACAGCUAGCCAGCAACAAUUACCACAAAGUAAGUGGUGAAGAGAUCAAUGGAUUUUGGGAAUCAAGAAUUGGAUGAAGAGUUAUCACAGCAGAGGAAAUCACCAGCAAACCUAACAACAACAGCAAGAGGAAAGAUUGAAAUAAAGAGGAUCGAGAACACGACGAACCGACAAGUCACCUUCUGCAAACGCCGUAACGGAUUGCUCAAGAAAGCUUAUGAGUUAUCUGUGCUUUGUGAUGCUGAAGUCGCUCUUAUCGUCUUCUCCACCCGAGGCCGUCUUUACGAAUAUGCAAAUAACAGCGUUAGAGCUACCAUUGAAAGAUACAAGAAACACCAUUGCGAUUCCACAAACUCUGGCUCUAUUUCGGAAGCCAACACUCAGUUUUACCAGCAGGAGGCAGCCAAACUGCGGCGCCAAAUAAGAGAAAUACAAAUUUCAAAUAAGCAAAUUGUUGGAGAGUCUUUGGGAACUUUAAAUCAAAAGGAGCUUAAGAAUCUCGAAGGAAAAGUUGAGAAAGCCAUUGGAAGAGUCCGUUCCAAAAAGAAUGAGUUGGUAUUUUCUGAGAUAGAACUUAUGCAAAAGAGGGAGAUUGAACUCCAAAAUGCCAACAUGUAUCUUCGAGCAAAGAUAUCUGAGAUUGAGAGAGCACAACAGCAAAUGAAUGUGAUGGCAGUAGAUUCCGAGUACCAGCAGCCGCAGCAACCGUACGAUGCUCACAACUUUCUUCCCGUCACUCUCCUCGAACCUAAUCAACAUUACUCUCGCCACGACCAAACUGCUCUUCAGCUCGUGUAACAACACCCCCGGCAAUAAACUAUCAAGGCACUUCUAUGGUGUGUACUGGAUGGUUAUCUACAUUGUCUGUUUUCUUGCUUAUAGUUCUGUAAAAUCUCCUCUAUUCGCAUUGAACAAUUUAUUUUCCCAUUCAUCGGAUUCCAUCUAACUAGGUGCGUGUGCUUUCGAACUUCAAUUGGUACAGAGCUAAUGCUCUCUGCUAGUAUAUAUUCAAUGAGGUUGUUUCUUUGUUACAACAAGUAUAUAUGCCUUGAUAUAUUAUUCAAU
Molecule: messenger RNA, 1088 nt
Organism: Cuscuta epithymum
Lineage: Eukaryota; Viridiplantae; Streptophyta; Magnoliopsida; Solanales; Convolvulaceae
Source: the annotation of a GenBank genome assembly